AGAGAGAGAGAGAGAGAGAGAGAGAGAGAGAGAGAGAAUAUGUGAAGACUACCGGAUUAUUGAAAUGGUAAUUAGUAUAUCUAUAUAUUUUUUCUCUCUCUUUCUUCCUAAGACAAAGCUGGAUCAAUCAUGUAAAAAUUAUACUAGUUUGGGUCCUGACUGGUAGAUAUUUCACUAACUCACAGACAAAUAAAAAUAAAUAAAUAAAUAAACUGAAUCCAAAGUUGUGGUUUAUAUUCAUCAGUAAAACAAAAGAAUAAAAAAAUGGUGCUCAUCUGCCCAAAGCCAAGACAACAAGCCCUAGGUUCCCUCCCCACUCUGACCAAACAACUAUACAGAGGACUGAUUCACAAGGAAGGAGGAACACACUGGUACUGACAUGUAUUGUUGUGGCUUCCUCAGGUUGUCUCUUUCAGAAAACGCAAUAACAGUUAACAGCAACAGGUGGAGUCAUGACACGGCACUUUGUUGCUAUCGGCCCAGCCCAGAGAAAAUGUGGUGUUGUAGCAGCAAAUUAUAGAGAAUUCUUAAAAAAAUGCAGAAAAAAAUUUAAUUUAAAGCCACAGUUACACAACAAAGUUAUGAGUUACUUGCAAGAGCCAGUAAGUUCUAAGCAAGCAGCAACACUUUUGGAGGUCAUAGCCAAAAAUACAUACGAUUCCAUAGCGCAGACUUCAAAAGACAAUGAUCCUGAGUGGUUUAAAGGGUUAGACACAAGGUUUAAGACUAAGGAAGCUGUCAUGCGCAACAGUGCUGAGACAAGGAUGCGAAGUUAUCUACAACACACCGAGGGUGAACUGCUUGCCAAGAACCUCCCACCUGACUCCCCACAAAAAAAUGCAAUUCUCUUUUUUAAGGAAAAAUUGCACAAAUCUAAGUACAAUGCCAGUUACUUUGACCGCUCAGCUGUGUUGGAAACAGAACGUCUGUGUGACUCCCAUGGAACAUUUGAGUGUGAGGGGCCCUACAACCAACCCAAAUGUCCCGGCAUUCAUUACAUCAACCCCUAUGCCUCCAGGGAAGCCAGGAUUGUCUUCUCCACAUGGAAUUUUGAUCAUGUAAUUGAAAAAUCCAGAAGCAUCAUACCAGAAUUGAAAGCAGCUCUCUCAGGCCAAAGAGCAUCAUCUGUAAAUCUCCCAUAUUUUUAUGAUCUCCUCUUCCUCCACAAGAAUCCUUCUAGAGCUGCUCUGAAGACAAAUGGUAACUUGAAGCUAGUACACAUUGCUUGUCAUGUUAAAAAACCACAUGAAUGUCAAUGCAAGUCUGAGAAGAUAUUCUUAGACCAACGUAAUGACAUAGAUGGGCCGAGUCCACAACAGGAUACCAAGCCUAAACAACAGAGGGUAAAGAGGCCACAACCAAACUCAUGUACUUCACAAGAAGGAAGCAAGAAAUUACACAGGUCUAUAGACUGUUGGGUGCAGAAUGAUAACAGAUAAAAAGACAUGCAACUCCACUGACUUUUUUUUUUUUUUUUUUUUUAUAUAGGGACACUGGCCAAGGGCAACCAAAAAUCCAAUAAAAAAGAAAAAAUGCCCACUGAGAUGCCAGUCCCAUAAAAGGAUCCAAAGCAGUAGUCAAAAAUUGAAGGAUAAGUGUCUUGAAACUUCCCUCUUGAAGGAAUUCAAGUCAUAGGAAGGUGGAAAUACAGAAGCAGACACAGAGUUCCAGAGUUUACCAGAGAAAGGGAUGAAUGAUUGAGAAUACUGGUUAACUCUUGCAUUAGAGAGGUGGACAGAAUAGGGGUGAGAGAAUGAAGAAAGUCUUAUGCAGCAAGGCCGCAGGAGGAGGGGAGGUAUGCAGUUAAUAAGAUCAGAAGAGCAGUUAGCAUGAAAAUAGUGGUAGAAGACAGCUUGAGAUGCAACAUUGCAGCAAUGAGAGAGAGGCUGAAGACAGUCAGUUAGAGGAGAAGAGUUGAUGAGAUGAAAAGCUUUUGAUUCCACCCUGUCUACAAGAGCGGUAUGAGUGGAACCCCCCAGACAUGUGAAGCAUAGUCCAUACAUGGACAGAUAAGGCCUUUGUACAGAGUUAGCAGCUGGGGGAGUGACAAAAAAAUGGCAGACAUCUCAGAAUGCCUAACUUCAUAGAAGCUGUCUAAGCUAGAGAUGAGAUGUGAAGUUUCCAGUUCAGAUUAUAAGAAAAGGACAGACUGAGGAUGUUCAGUGUAGAAGAGGGGGGACAGUUGUGUCAUUGCUAGACCAUGACACAGUAAGUUCUUAAUUAGGUUAAGGCUGUACCCCCAAAAAUAUACCUGAUAACCACAUUUAUCACCACACAAAAAAUACAAGAAUGCAUUUCAUAUGUAUGCUGAGAAAAAGAUGUACAGAAUUUUCAUCUCAUCCCCAUGCUCUACAUGAUUGGUAUGUAAUUAUCUAUUCUAUUUCUAUCACUGUACUCUUAUAAAUUGCAUUCAUAUAGUACAUGCAACCUUAAAAUUCCUACAUAAUCAGUUUCUACCAGCUACUCAUCAUUAAUCCCUUCACGGGCAGGGCAGAUGUAUGUACGACCAAAUAAAAAAUCACCUAUACUGUAUAUAUCCUACUGAUCUUCAGUUAUAUAUCUGUAUAUAGUCCCCCACAUAUAAGCAUUGUAAACUGAUGUCUAUAAAUAGCCUCUGCUAUGAAGAAACUUGAUGUCUACACAUGAAAAGACUUAGCAAAAUCAUGCACAGUUCCAGUGUGUCUGAAUAAGCCUGAAAUGUGAUGACAAACAAGCUUACUUUCAAAACAUCCAUAUAAAGAUCCUAUGCCAAGGUGGUUUAAAAAUACAUUCAAGUGGGUGUCAGAGUGGGUGACUUCUUAAAAUUCUUGCAAGGCAUAUUCUUGAAAAUUCAGUUCAUGAUCUUUGAUUAGCAUAUCUUCCAUAUGACCAUUAAGACCUGUUCACAUGAUAGGGAAGUGCCUAACAGGAAACAAUGUUACCAAAACAUAUUCUAAAAUAUAGCAAUUCCUCCUA
Molecule: messenger RNA, 2955 nt
Organism: Scylla paramamosain (green mud crab)
Lineage: Eukaryota; Metazoa; Arthropoda; Malacostraca; Decapoda; Portunidae
Product: DNA fragmentation factor subunit beta-like
Exons: 5
Coding region: 453-1439 (328 amino acids)
Biological process (GO): apoptotic process; apoptotic DNA fragmentation
Cellular component (GO): nucleus; cytoplasm
Molecular function (GO): DNA endonuclease activity
Source: RefSeq, a predicted model, not a curated record